This is a messenger RNA of Clupea harengus (Atlantic herring), 1531 nucleotides long. It is a transcript of the gene sirt6, whose product is annotated as sirtuin 6. The record is from RefSeq and is a predicted model, not a curated record. Gene Ontology annotation, cellular component: nucleus. Lineage: Eukaryota; Metazoa; Chordata; Actinopteri; Clupeiformes; Clupeidae. Gene Ontology annotation, molecular function: transcription corepressor activity; histone H3K9 deacetylase activity, NAD-dependent; NAD+ binding. Gene Ontology annotation, biological process: negative regulation of transcription by RNA polymerase II.
CUAGGGAUCCACUGUACACAUUAUGUGUGAUAUAUUUAGCUAAACAGGUGGUACAUGAUACUGUUUUUAUGUAUUUGUCAUUAUGAUGUGUCUGGGCUCUGUUUUGUGUUUUUGCGCUCUCCGCUAAAAACGUCAGACUUUGACGUCACUCCGGAGGACCAACAAAGCUUCAGCGGAAGAGAUCCCGGUUAAAUUUGGACAGCGUGUAUUUGUUGCUGUUCUCUGUCGAUAUUGUAAAGUAGUUUCUACUGAUUAUUUGCAGAAUCGCGGUGCAGGUGUCCGCCAUGUCUGUGAAUUACGCUGCAGGGCUUUCCCCUUACGCCAAUAAAGGCGUUUGUGGCAUCCCAGAGGUGUUCGACGGCCCCGAGGAGCUCCGGAGUAAAGUGGCGAAACUGGCUCAGCUCGUGCGGGACGCACAAUACCUGGUGGUGCACACGGGCGCAGGCAUCAGCACGUCUGCGGGCAUCCCCGACUUCAGGGGUCCUAAAGGUGUGUGGACGAUGGAGGAGCAGGGGGAGGAGCCCCGCUUUGACAUCACCUUUGAGGAGGCGCGGCCCAGCCUCACACACCUGGCCCUGCUGCAGCUCCAGAGAGCCGGACGCCUCCAGUACCUCGUCAGCCAGAAUGUGGACGGCCUACACGUGCGCUCCGGCUUCCCACGGGAUCGUCUGUCAGAGUUGCAUGGCAACAUGUUUGUGGAAGACUGCAGAAAAUGUGGCAAGCAGUAUGUGCGGGAGAAGGUGAUCGGUGUGAUGGGCCUGAAACCCACUGGCCAGUACUGUGAGGUGACACGCUCACGAGGCCUACGGGCGUGCAGGGGAAAGCUGAUGAGCACCAUUCUGGACUGGGAGGACCCGCUGCCUGACCGGGACCUCAACAGAGCUGAAGAUGCCUCCAGGCGUGCUGAUGUGGCCAUUACGUUGGGGACGUCUCUUCAGAUAAAGCCCAGCAGUGACCUGCCUCUCAUCACCAAACGCAAGGGAGGAAAACUAGUCCUCAUCAACUUACAGCCCACCAAAUACGACAAGCAUGCUGACCUCGUUAUCCAUGGUUACGUGGACGAGGUCAUGGGUCAGCUGAUCAAGUGCCUGGGGAUGGACAUCCCCGAGUGGGAGGGGCCAACGUUGUGUGAGACCUCCCCCGGCGACCCUUUUGACCCGCCCCUCAGCAAACUCAAAGAAGAGGUGAAGACGGAGGAGGAGGAGGAGAAGAAGAAGGGAUCAGGGGUGGUGAAGAAAGAGGAGAAGAAGAAGGGAUCGGGAGUGGUGAAAAAAAAGAAAAAAGGCCGAGCGAUAAAGGUAGCGGCAGCCGUCAAACGAGAGCAGGAAGAACCGCCCUCAGAGACUCUUCCAAAGAGAGAACCUGCAGCGGUGACGGACAGCAGUUCUGAGCCAAUGAGAACACAAUCUGCCCACAAUGAGGCGGAGUCGGUUAAUGGUGCAGAACCGGAUCCUUCCUGUCUGUCCGAGCGCGCUGAUCAGCCGUCCCAACCCAAGAAAGCCAGGACUAAGCCUGCUGCAACGUAAACACA